UUGUAGCUUGCUCAGUGACUCUUCAGCGGCUACACUUUCAGAACUUCAAAUUCAUGGAGCUUUGUCCAUGAUGAAGUUCAUCAUUUUCUUCGUCUAUGUAACUUUAGUCUACUCGGAGUUACACAGCUUGAUCACCACAUACACUGGAAUACAUGGACAGACGGUUGCAGGAAUCCCAGAGUUUUCUGCUGUAACUACACUGGAUGGACGUCAGAUUGAUUAUUAUGACAGUGAGAUAAAGAAGCUGAUUCCCAGACAGGUCUGGAUGAAGGAGUUUGCAUCUGGAGACACCUGGAAAGAAGACACUAAGAUCAGAGAGCGAGUGCAGCAGAUCUACAAAAACAAUAUUCCUCGUCUAAUGGAGCGAUUCAAUCAGACACAUGGUGUUCAUGUGUAUCAGAGGAUGUAUGGAUGUGAUUGGGAUGAUGAGACUGGAGAAUCACGUGGGUUUGAUCAGCACGGUUAUGAUGGAGAGGAUUUGAUCUCACUGGACCUGAAGGAGUUCAGAUACAUCACACCUGUACUGCAGGGAGUACCCACCGUGAUGAAGUGGAACAAUGACAGAGAACAGCUUGAAUCACUAACACAAUACUAUAAAUAUGAGUGCAUUAACUGGAUGAAGAAGUUUUUAAAUUUGGCAAACACUACUUUUAGGAGAACAGAGCAUUCCAAAGUGUCUCUGUUGCAGUUGGACCCAGACUAUUAUGUGGAGUGUCACGUCACAGGUCUUCACUCCAAAGAAACAACCAUUUUGUGGAGGGAGAAUGGCCAAGAUAUAAAUAAUUUAAUGAUGUUAGGAGAAAGUCUUCCAAAUGAGGAUGGGACCUUCCAGAGGUCUGUUACCCUCUUUGUCCAUCCAGAUGACUGGAAGAAGGACCAGUAUGUUUGUGUGGUGGAGCACGAGGGAAAGACCACCCAGAAGAUUCUGAGAGCGGACGAGAUCAAGAGUAACUACAAGAGGCACAUCUUCCCCACACUUUACACUGAAAUAAAUGGACAGACGGUUGCAGGAUUCCUAGAUAUUUCUGCUGUAACUACACUGGAUGGACAGCAGAUUGAUUAUUAUGACAGUGAGAUAAAGAAGCUGAUUCCCAAACAGGACUGGAUGAAGGAGUUUGCAUCUGAAGACAGAUUUAAAGAAUACACUGAGUUCAGAGAACGAGUGCAGCAGACCAACAAAAUCAACAUUCGUUUUAUAAUGGAGCAAUUCAAUCAGUCACACGGUGUUCAUGUGUAUCAGAGGAUGUAUGGAUGUGAUUGGGAUGAUGAGACUGGAGAAUCACGUGGGUUUGAUCAGCACGGUUAUGAUGGACAGGAUUUCAUCUUUCUAGACAUGAAGGAGUUCAGAUACAUCACACCUGUACUGCAGGGAAUAAUCACAGUGCAGAAGUGGAACAAGGACAGAGAACAACUUGAAUUACUGAAACAAUACUACGAAUACGAAUGUGUUGAGUGGUUAAAAUAUUUCUUGACAUUAAGGAAAGCGGGUUUAGAGAGAAGAGCUCCUGUAGUGUCUCUGUUACAGAGGAGUUCCUCCUCUCCAGUGGAGUGUCAUGCCACAGGUUUUUACCCAUCAGCAGUGACUAUCACCUGGUUAAAAAAUGGAGAAGAUCAUGAUGAGGAUGUGGAUCUUGGAGAGCUACUGCCAAAUGAGGAUGGGACCUUCCAGAAGACAUCUAUCCUCAAUGUUCCUCAAGACGACUGGAAGAAGCACCAGUAUGUUUGUGUGGUGGAGCACGAGACAGGGACCAUCCGGAAGAUUCUGAGAGAGAACGAGAUCAAGAGUAACGACAGACUUACAAAAGCAUUCUUCAAAAAAAUAUUUCUGUCUGUGGCAGGAGUUUCCUUAUUCCUGUAUAUUUGUCUUUCGAUCCAAUGUAUACAACCGUGAAGUAAGAGCUGGCAGUCGGUCCGAACGAAAAGCAGAUCAAAAUCUUUGAAGAGUUUCCUCCGUUCAUCUGUACGGGCCUCAGGUUCCAGUCCAGUUGGGAUUCUUCAGGACCAAAACCGGUUUCAGUGUUAAAUAAUUUCCAC
This is a messenger RNA of Sinocyclocheilus anshuiensis, 2034 nucleotides long. Its product is annotated as major histocompatibility complex class I-related gene protein-like. Gene Ontology annotation, cellular component: external side of plasma membrane. The coding region runs from base 68 to 1891 and encodes 607 amino acids. The record is from RefSeq and is a predicted model, not a curated record. Gene Ontology annotation, biological process: immune response. NCBI's taxonomy places the organism in Eukaryota, Metazoa, Chordata, Actinopteri, Cypriniformes, Cyprinidae. The transcript has 9 exons.